AGAAGAUUGGAACCCAAGUAUCUUAGUAGUAGUCUUCGAUCCUCUAUAUUUCUCUUCGUUCUAAGUCCAUUCUCUUCGUUCUAAAGCCAUUCUCGAGUUCCUUUGUUCGAUUCGUGAGAGACACGUUUCGUGGAAGUUCUAAUACGGGAAAUCCAUGUAACAAUUGGUAUCAGAGCCUGGUUUCUCAACAAAUAGGUUCCAGGUUACGAGCAUAAACAUCGCACGCCGACAGGGUUGACAACCAGAGCAAGCGAUUGGCAAAACUCGAGCCACCAUCACCGAUGAGACAGAAACUGAUCCCCUAGUCCGAGUUCAGGCUACAGAAGGACGAUCGGAAACCCUCGAGGGGCGCGUCACCCAACUUACCGAGCAGUUGAAGGGGGUUGAUCGAAAGUUAGAGCGCAAAAUCGACGGUUUAUCGAAUUCCAUGGCCGAAAUUCAAGCUCGAGCCGAGGAAAGGUACGUCGAUUUGAAGGAGAUGCUCACGACCCUCAUCAGCGAGAGGAAGGGAGGGACUCUCCCGAGGAAUAAGACCAACGACGACCUCAUGGAGAACUCGUCGGAGAUACUCGAACGCCGCACUGCUGAGGCGAAGCUGAAGAAACCCGUCGUCGAUCGGGACGAGGUCGAGAUCGAGGAUGAAACAUCGUCGCCGAUUGGGGAGCAAGGCGGCAACAAUGGAGCCGAAGGCGGGACAGGCGGUGUUACGGUCGGACCAGAAUGGGGGUACAUGGCCAGACCAGGGUUCGACGUAGCGGGAGGACCCUCCCAUAUCACGGUGGACCAGAAUGGGGGUACAUGCCAACUCGGAGGAUCAGGCUAUUGGGCCCAGGACCAGGGAAGACGGGUUAGGACCAAGUUUGUGUUGGGAACCCUAGCUCGACACAGCCAACGGGUGGGCCGAACGCGGGUCAACAAGGACUGGGCGGAGAGGGAGCAUCCGCUGCUGGGCCGGGACGAUGGACUGCAUCUGGCGAAUCGGGCAAGUGGGACGUACAAGGGCCCGAGCGUGGUCCGGGCAAUCCAGCUGGGUCGGGCGACGCAGGCUAGCUGGGAGGAUCGUGCGCCGGGCCGAGUAUGCAGCAUGGAGGCUGGGGCGGAGGACCGUCUCGGCCAGGUGGCGGGCCAACAAGCCCGAUGAGCAGAAACAGGCCCAAUAGAGGGUGGGGAAACGGACCAGCAGGUCCAACCGGCAGAGCAUGGGUUCAAGGGGAUGGAUGGCCGAACCGGUAUGACGAUAAACCCGAGUAUUUUUGGCCCAAACAAGCUCAAUUGGAGUUUCUAAAGUUUAAUGGAGCCGAAGAUCCCUCCGGUUGGUUCGCUCGUGUGGAACAAUUCUUCAGAUUUUAGGGAACACAUGAAGACUACAAGGUUCCUCUAGCGUCUUUUCAUCUGGAAGGAGACGCGAACCAGUGGUGGCAGUGGCUUGAUCGAGCUUACAUGGCGUCUGGCAUGGUGAUCACUUGGUGAUAGACCAUUGAUUAUGCAUAACCCAUGGUUAUGCACCUAUCAAUAACCAAAUCUGGACCCUUCAUUUAGAAAAUCCAGAUCUUAAGGAUGGAGAAUUAAAGACCAUUUUUAUU
Molecule: messenger RNA, 1583 nt
Organism: Linum trigynum
Lineage: Eukaryota; Viridiplantae; Streptophyta; Magnoliopsida; Malpighiales; Linaceae
Source: the annotation of a GenBank genome assembly